Protopterus annectens (West African lungfish) is the source of this 3226-nucleotide messenger RNA. It is a transcript of the gene ABLIM3, whose product is annotated as actin binding LIM protein family member 3. The transcript has 23 exons. Gene Ontology annotation, cellular component: actin cytoskeleton; stress fiber. Gene Ontology annotation, molecular function: actin filament binding. The record is from RefSeq and is a predicted model, not a curated record. Gene Ontology annotation, biological process: cytoskeleton organization; lamellipodium assembly; cilium assembly. The coding region runs from base 727 to 2748 and encodes 673 amino acids. NCBI's taxonomy places the organism in Eukaryota, Metazoa, Chordata, Ceratodontiformes, Protopteridae.
AGUGCCCGUCAACCACUGGUGCUAAGGGGUUGUAGUGCCACACUUGUGUGCUUUUGCAUGCAGUAAUAUUACCUGUUUCCUCUCCAAAGCGCACAUGCAAGUCAGUGUUUACACUACCCAUCAGGGCUGCUUCCUGACGUGUACUUACAGACAGCUAGAGCUUGGGGAUGUAGAAGCUCUACUUAGUAGCCUGCAAACCUGCGCGACAAGCACAAGCUUUCAAAGACCGUGCCUGUGCACUGUGGACAGGCUCUGGUAGGGAAAGCAGGCAUCUCCAUUGUAAAAUCUCCAAGCAGGCAUCUGAUGUCAGCAGCCCUCACUCUAAGGCUCUCUCUAAGGCUCUCAUCGGUCGCGUAAAGAGCAAGGGAACACCCUCUCUUGUUUUAAUUGUUGCCAACCUCUUUCUCUGUCUUGUUCUUGCUCUCUCUCUCUCUGUCAUAAACACUUACAGUUCUCAAUAUUUGGAUUUUAUGCUGCUGGUGACCUACGAAGGCCAUACUUGGGAGCUUUUGUGUUGCAAAGGAUAGCUUAAGGAUCCGGACUGUACUCGGCUGUGAAGGGAGGCUAUUGCUGGAUGCUAGUGCAGAAGGGUUUAUGAAGAUCCGGUGAGCAGUGCUAUCGGUAGGACACGGGAUUUAAGGAAACUGGUCAGCAAUAUAGGUGAAGAGGAUAUUGGUACAUUUCUCCCCAAGGCAAUACCUUGAAUGAAAGGUAGAGCACAGCAUCAUGAACUCAGCAGUACCAUAUCAACAGAACUAUUAUAACCAAAGUGGAAGGUCCAACGUGAUCCGCUGUUACCGGUGUGGGGAUGCUUGCAAAGGGGAAGUAGUCCGUGUCCAAAGUAACCAUUUCCACAUCAAGUGCUUCACUUGCCAAGUAUGUGGUUGCAACCUUGCCCAGUCGGGUUUCUUCUUCAAAAAUGGGGAAUAUAUCUGUACCUUGGAUUACCAGAAGUUGUAUGGCACCAGAUGUGACAGCUGUGGGGAUUUUGUUAGCGGUGAAGUUAUCUCAGCAUUAGGACGGACUUAUCACCCUAAAUGUUUUGUUUGCACAGUAUGCAGGAAGCCAUUUCCAAUUGGAGAUCGGGUAACAUUCAGUGGAAAAGAAUGCGUAUGCCAACAGUGUUCUCAUACUCUUCUAAGCAGCGGCAAGCCAGUAAAGAUACAUGGACCCAGCAGUUGUGCUGGCUGUAAAGAGGAAAUAAAGCAUGGACAGUCACUCCUAGCCUUGGAAAAGCAAUGGCAUGUCAGCUGUUUCAAAUGCCAAACAUGUGGAGUCAUCCUGACUGGAGAGUAUAUUAGCAAAGAUGGUGUUCCCUAUUGUGAAGCAGAUUAUCAUAAACAGUUUGGGAUUAAGUGUGAAACAUGUGACAGAUACAUCAGUGGCAGGGUCUUAGAGGCUGGAGGGAAGCAUUACCACCCAACAUGUGCCCGUUGUGUCCGCUGUCAGCAGAUGUUCACAGAAGGUGAAGAAAUGUACCUCACAGGUUCAGAAGUGUGGCAUCCUAUGUGUAAACAGGCUGCUCGUGCAGAGAAGAAGUUAAAGCACAGAAGAACUUCUGAGACAUCUAUCUCUCCUCCAGGAUCAAGCAUUGGCUCUCCGAACAGAGUCAUCUGUGCAAAAGUUCAAAAUGAGAUCCUCAAUUAUAAAGACUUGGCUGCUCUUCCUAAAGUUAAGACCAUCUAUGACAUUCAACGCCCAGACCUCAUUUCCUAUGAGCCUUAUCACCGAUAUACAUCAGAUGACAGGCUGGAGAGAUACAGCUAUGGGGAGCCUAUGGGAACACUAUCUCCAUAUUCACAGGAUAUUUAUGAUGGAUUUGACCUGAGACAGAGAAGGGCAUCCAGUCCUGGAUACAUUGAUUCUCCUAGCUACAGCCGACAGAGCAUGUCACCUACAAUGCCACGGUCACCACAACAUUACUACAGAUCAGGCACUGAAAGUGGGCGGAGUUCUCCAUAUUAUAGCCAUGUGGAUAUGCGGUCUACAACUCCAACUGUUUACCAAGCUCCUAGGCAUUUUCAUGUUCCAGCAGUUGGUGAGACCAAUAUCUACAGGAGAGCUCCUAUCUAUAAACGUCAUGCUACAAAAAGUAAGACCAGUGAAGACAUUGCACAGUCAUCCAAAUAUCCAAUGGCUUAUUCACCCGAUAGUUGGUCAUAUCAAGGGUCACCGAAAGCUCCCAGAGCUCGGAGAUUCUCUUCAGGAGGAGAAGAGGAUGGAUGGGACCAUAACAUUCAGAGGCUCCAGAGCGGAAUUGGAAGGAUGAUACUGAAAGAGGAGAUGAAAGCACGAUCUGGAUCCUAUGACAAUGAUCCCUGGGCCAUUUCCCGUAGCACUGGAGGAAGCAGAGAAACACUCCACACGCCUGGCUAUGAGUCUUCAUUGAAUGGAUCUUCCCGUAUGCACUACAUGGCUGACAGUGAUCCAUUAAUAUCCAAGUCAGCAUCACUUCCUGCAUAUGGGAGAAAUGGACUUCACCGACCGCAGAGUGCCGAGUUGUUCCACUAUGACAGUAGCAAUGCUGUAAACUGGGGAAUGAGAGAGUACAAGAUUUAUCCAUAUGAACUACUGGUAGUGACCACAAGAGGGCGGAAUAGGCUACCUAAGGAUGUGGACAGAACAAGACUGGAACGUCACUUAUCAGCGGAGGAGUUUUACCAGGUGUUCGGAAUGACGAUAGGGGAAUUUGAUCGCUUAGCACUAUGGAAAAGAAAUGAACUCAAGAAGCAAUCACGAUUGUUUUAAAAUGUUAUACAUAUGCACAUUCAUAAAUAUAUAAAUAAAUAUACAUAUUAUAUAUAGUGUACAAUACACUAGGAAACCUUAAUGAUGGCAUUAAGGAUUGAUCCUUUCAGCAGUAUGCAUAUAUGUAUAGUAUUUAAAGGUCUUGCAGGUUGAUUCUACAGUGAUGUGGUUUUGUGGUAGAGAGAUACGGGAUCGUCUGAGUAAUCUACUGUUUGCUGCUUACUGCCUUGUGCACAAGGACAAUUAUGGAGAAUUUGUUGGGUGGCACAGGAUUUUAUUUACUUUUUAUAUUCUAUCUGCCACUAGCCACUUUGACAAAUUCUUAAAACGUUGCCAAUUUGCAGUACAUUAUAGAAAUCUUGGGUACAAAUACAGUAAUUACAAACUGACUACCAAGACGUGAAAAAAAUCUUUUCAUAUAUGUUAGAAUAAAAGUAUUAUUUGGAAGAAAAACCUGUGUGAAACUGUGCAUUUAAAG